This is a messenger RNA of Aplysia californica (California sea hare), 3369 nucleotides long. RefSeq lists its product as uncharacterized. The record is from RefSeq and is a predicted model, not a curated record. NCBI's taxonomy places the organism in Eukaryota, Metazoa, Mollusca, Gastropoda, Aplysiida, Aplysiidae. Gene Ontology annotation, molecular function: G protein-coupled peptide receptor activity. Gene Ontology annotation, cellular component: membrane. Gene Ontology annotation, biological process: neuropeptide signaling pathway.
GUUCAUCGGUCUUGCAAGUGUUUCCGCGACACAUGUGAUAUCACACGCGGAAUUUCUUUGUUGACUUUGGGUCCAUAAACGCCUCACAUCGAAAUUCUCACAAGGACAGUGGUUUUUGAGAGCUUCUUCAAAACGUUGUCACUGACAAAUUUUCGUAUAUUCAGUUUUCACGGGCCUAACUGGUAUCCAGUUCUUCUCGUUGAACGUUUCUAUCCAUUUCUUCCCCAAAACUUUCACGGUAUGGGUGACUGGAAUGGUCGAAAAUUACGAAAUGGCCUUGUAGUUAUAAAAACCCAACUCACAAUGUAAUCUCAUCAAGCCGGAAGUAAGUAUUUACACCGGACGCCAUCUUGCACGUCUGAAACGACAACCUCUUGCCAACAUGACGAGACGCUCGAGCUGAGUAGGUGGCAAAGGUUACCAGUUCACAGAACGUAUAAAUGCGCAGCACUUUGAGGGAAAAAAACAUCCCAUCGACGAUCCCUAUCUUACCUUUGCAUGUCACCGAUCACAACUGCCAUAUUAUAAACAUCGUGUGAAAAGUUCAUCUCUCGGAUUGUAAACAAAGAGGUGAGCAAACUGAAAUUAUCAACAACGUUCCUUGGACUUCAUCUACAAGUAGAACAAUUACCCACGAACAGCGUUCCUUAGACUAUCCACAAAUCAAGGAGAAAAAAACAAAACAAAACGAAAUCCCUACGAAGACUUUCAACAGGCGACAAGGACGUUCGCAGAGUUAUUUAUUUUUUCUUCUAACUUAAAGAGACUCGAAACCUAACUCUUAGUAGAAUGGAAACCGAGAACACUACAGUCGUGAGAACGACGUCCGUGGCACCGGACCCGGUGGAGGGCGGGGACCCAGGGGGCAGCAGUGUGUCCAUCACGUCCACAGAGCUGGCCAUCAUCAUCACCAUGUUGUCCAUCAUGUCUGUGGUGGGCAUCGUGGGGAACGCUCUGGCCAUCUACGUCUUUGCUAGCCUCAAACAGAAGGGUGACCGUGGACGCCGCCUGCAAGAUCUAUCACUUCCUCAUCACGACCACCGUGCCCUUCUCGUGUGUCGUCAUAGUGGCCAUCGCUGUGGACAGGUACAUGUGCAUCUGUCACCCUUUCCACCACUGGAUGAACAUCCAACGGGCUCGCAUCAUCAUCGGCGUCCUUGCUGUCAUCAUCUUCAUCUUCGGCGGCAUUGUGUGCAUGCACUACAGCAUCUACAAGACAGUGUCUCACCACAUCAACGCCACCGUCCCGCCCGACACCACAGGCUUCCCUUACGACAUAGCCAAUAGCACGGCCGCUGGCUUCGUAGUGGGCGGAGUCACACAGGAGGAGGGCGGGGCUUUCACCGCCUACCCUUACGGCCACUCCCCCGGCCCGUCCUACUCGCAGGAGCCUGGAGCUUUCAUGGCGGUGAACGAGACGGUGCUGGACGUGCUUGUGACAGGCGCGGGGGCGGGGCCUGAGAACGCCACCAGUAGCAGCGGACAGUCGGGAGUAGGAGCAGCAGCAGGGGGCGGAGUUAUCGUGAAGGUGGGGGAGAUCAUCGACGCGUGCGACAUCAAUGAAGACGUGAUCGAUGCCAGUUUCUUCAAGGUGUUCCAGAAGCUCUACACGGGCAUUUUCAUGCUGAGCUGCAUCAUUGUCCUCGUACUUUACAGUCUUAUCUACAGGUCUGUGAUCGCUCAGCGCCGUAAGAAGCUGCGCAUCAAGUCUGCGCAGUGCUGUCUGCUGUGGAACGCCACCAGUGUGGAUUCGCCCCACGAGGCGGCGGAAAUGACGCAAGACAUAGAGUUGAGUCACGUGAACGGAGACGAGAGGUUCACCAAGCGGCAUAACUCGAACGCGGCGGAGGAACCCACUGAGUCCCACAACGGGGCCCUCCGGAAGUGCUCGCUCUCCAAGGCCAGGAUAGAGCGCAUGCGCGUGGCCAACAUUAAAACGGCCUUCACUUUGUUCAUCGUGACCUUGGUCUUCAUCUUCGCCUUCUUGCCAGCCUGGCUGAUGGCGUUGUCUGUCCUCCAGAUGAAUGUAGUGGUCUUCUAUAUGUACUUCAUCUACAACGUGGUCAACCCUUUCAUCUACGCUUUCCUCAACCAGAACUUCAAGACAGAGCUGAGUCGGAUCCUGCACUGCGGAAAGCAGUGACUGCCUGCCCCGCCCUCAGAGCUCACCAGCCUGGGGCGGCAGACCAGCAGGGUAGACUCCGCGACAGAUUUCGCGCCGCUGCGCCAGAUGAGCAGACGAGAUUCCUCUCCUUUGUAUCAGAUGGACGAGGAAGAUUCUCCUCAGGGUUUGGUCACAACUCCUCGGGAGUACGGGAGAGAUCCCACUCAAGACCCAGAGGAAGAUCCUGCGCAAGAUUCUGAACCUUUGCUUCAGGCGUGUUGGAGAGAUCCCGAGGUUAUCCUUGAGCAAGAUCCUGUACAAACCCUUGAGCAAGAUCCUGAACAAAUCAUUGGACAAGAUUCCGAGCCACUGCUUCAAGCGUGUGGGAGAGAUCACAAUCAAACCCUGGAGCGAAAUCCCGAACAAAAUCCUGAGCAAGGUUCUGAGCAUUUGCUUCAGUCAAGGGAAAAAGAUCCAACUCCAAAUUUGACGUCACGACAUAAGACUUGUGAGAGAUAUUCCAUGCCAGAUGUAGCCAUACCUGAUCAGGCAUGUGGUAGAGAUCCCGAGCACGAACCUUUGAGAUUAUACCGGUCAAACGAGAGGGGUUCGAUUUCAGAUCAUCUUCCAGUAAAUUGUCAAACGAGCAGGAGUGAUUCUUGUCCAGAUUUUGUGCCCGUUUACAUUUCUGUGGAGCAUGACGGGGAAAAAUGACCGGAGCUUCAUCAGAGCAUAUCGGUCAAACUGUCUUAGAACAUGCUGCAACGUACUUCCAAAUUCUAAAGGAUUCAUUUACAUUUGGUUUCAACUGACAAAGAUCCGUGUACACACCAAGUCUGCUCUUUUUAAUUAUCAUGUCGAUGUUCAAAAAUCGCGGUUGUUCUAUUUAGUCAGUGGAAUGAGACGGUUCUGGCCUUUUCUUCUAUUUAUCAGUGUGAUUCAUGGACUAGCGCACAAAUCAAUAAAGGUUCACUUACCACAGUUCGGGGAGACGCGGACUCACAUGGGCCAUCUGACCUAGAUGUACAAACGUACGACUUUCUUCACACUUCAAAUCUUUUUUAUUAGAGAGGGGCGUACGGAGGUGAAGAGAAAGAUUCAACUGAGUGUGGUACUUCCCGACAGAUCUCUUUCCAGAUUCUGACUGGAAUUAUAAGCAGAUACACUUUUGAGGUGGAUCCUGAGGAGAACGGGGGAAGCAGCUAUGGGCGCAUACUGUCUGCAAUGAUCCUUACCCUGUAGACAAAUAAACAAAUAUCUUUACA